ACCCACGACAUUCGAAGAAGUGGAUCUCUGCUGUCCCUGCUCUCCGCACAUCCGCAUCUUCGUCGCUACUUCGUUUGCCACUUUGCCACUCCGCAUAUUCACAUAUUCGCAUCCGCAUAUCCGCGCCCAGUCCACUCUACUCUCUGCCGCGCGCCCCAGUGCAUAAGUGUGCGUGCGUACGAGCGCGUGUGUGUGUGUGUCAUCGUCAACUGUGAACGACCAACUUUUUUAAUAUCUCAGCAAAAUGCAACAAAAAUAAAUGCACCACGGGCAUGAAAACAACAACAGCACACAGCUCCAACAGUGAAUUCUACCAUCUGAAUUUAUCAACUUUUUACGCAACAAAAUAUCAAAACAAAACGAAGCGAAAAAAACCCUUUUUUUAAAUUUCAAACCUGUGACAAAGUGAGAAAAUCGAAAACAAAAACAGCAAUAAGCCAAAAUACAAUAAAAUAUCUACAACUCGCUGCUAAAUUAGCAAAAGGCACCACCAGUCAUCGCCGCCGCCACCGCCAUCGCCAGCGCAACCAUAGAAACAAAAUCCACCACAGACGACAUGGAGCACAUAAUGAAUCCGUUCAUGUCACCGGCUUAUCUGCUGGGCCAUGGCCCACAUUCCCACCAGCAUGUGCACUCCCAUCUACCGACACACCCGCAGCCAAAUGCCGCCUCUCCGGCCAGCUCACCCGGCGGAUCCAGUGGCUCUGGAUCGGGAUCCGCAGCGGGAUCUGCCACUGGAUCUGGCACCGGAUCGGGUUCAUCCUUGAAGCCACGUCGCUGGGGCUCACCGCCCAUUAAUCUGGCCGGUCAGUUCAUCAAUCCGGCCACGGGAAAGAAACGUGUGCAGUGCUCCAUUUGCUUCAAGACCUUCUGCGACAAGGGCGCCCUCAAGAUUCACUUUUCGGCCGUGCAUCUUCGCGAGAUGCACAAGUGCACGGUGGAGGGCUGCAAUAUGGUGUUCAGUUCGAGGCGUUCGAGGAAUCGCCAUAGCGCCAAUCCGAAUCCCAAGCUCCAUUCGCCGCACAUCCGGCGCAAGAUCUCGCCGCACGAUGGCCGCACUGCCCAGCAGUUUCCGGUUUUCUCGCCCGGAACAGCCGCGGCAGCGGCCGCUGUCGCCGGACGACUUCCGGUUGCGUUUCCCGGACUUCUGCCACCGCCGCCGCCGCAUCAUGGUCACCAUCCGUACGUCAUGUUCGGCGGACAGGCGGGUCUCCAUGGCUUGGGCCUGCUUUCCACCGGCUGCCAGGAUCCCGAUUCCGGAUCGGUGGACAAUGAGCAGGAUGCUGAUCCCGAGGAUGACAAUGACUUUGUGUACGUGGACAUGCAGGCCAAUAGCUCUAGUCCGGCGGCCUCCAGCGAGGAUCAGGAGGAUCACGAACGGGAUAAUGAGCAGGAUGAGGAGAUGCACUGCAGCUUGAGCCUGGCCAGCAGUAGUAGCAUCGCCGCCGAUGAGGAGCGAGCAGCUGACCAGCCAUUGGAUUUCAGCCUUCACAAGCGUCGCAAGUCGGAGCAAGAUCGGGAACAGGAGCAGGAGCAGGAGCGGCGGGAGCAGGAGGCGGAAAAGGAGCAGGAACAGGAUGUGGAAUCCGACAAGGAGCAUGAACCCGAACAGGAGCAUGAGCUGGAGCGUGAGAAGCGUUCGCCCAGCGAUGCCUUCUCCAUGGAUCAGUUGCUGGGCAAGCGGAAGCGUCACGACAGCACCGCCUCCAGCUCCGCCUGUUCCACGGCAGCCGCCUCCUCCGCCUCCAGCUCCUCCGCCAGCGCUAGCGCCAAUCCACCACAGACGAGCAUCAAAAUGGAACUGGACCCGGACAGCGACAGUGCCUACAUGACCAGCCGGCGGCAAAUGCUCCCGCUGCCCGUUCUGGACCUCGAGGAGCAUCAUCAUCUGCGCCUGCUGCAGACCCAGAUGUUUGCCGCCGCAGCGGCUGCCGCUGCCACCAGUCAGGCACCGCCCACCGCCUUCCUGCCGGCGGGAUCCCCCGUUGAUCUGGCCAAGGACUCGCCGCCCAUGUGGAGCCUCCUCUCGGAAAUGUACCGCUCCAUGCUGCUGAAGACACAGCACCAGCAAUACAACCACCAUCAUCAGCUGCAGCAGCAGCACCAGCAGGAGCAGCAUCAUCAUCUGACCCUGAGCCACCACCAUCAGGAGCAGCACCAUCAUCUGGGUCACCACAUGGGCCACCACCACCACCAUCACCAUCAGCACCACCAGCAGCAGCCGCAACAGCAAUCGCCGGCGGCCACGAAUGCGCCGAUUUCCGUCUAAUCUGCAGACUGCUGAUCCAUGGCGAUGAUUUCUAGAUGAUUUCCUUAGUCAAAUUUGUUUUUCUUUUUUUUUUGUGAAUCGUAUUUUAAGAAGAAUACAUUUGGUGGCGUGCUGCAUUACAAAAAGGUGGAGCUUCAGGUGGCGGGGCUGUGCCACAGCUUGACCAUUAAAUGGCUGGCACUCCUCCUCAGGCGCGACCCCGCAACACCCACCUACGUGUGCCCACCAACACCCAAUGCCACUGAGCACACCACCCACCCCCCUCUGAAAACUGGAAUUGCUCCGAAACUAAGCUUUUUCUGCUCGUACAUGUGUUAUAUGGAUUUUUUUUUGAAAACCUAUGUAUAAUGUAUAAUGUAUACUGUAGUGCGACAUCUAAGUGUAUAGUAUUCAAUCCGUUCCUCAGUGUGCAUGUGCAGAUGUAUGAAUGUGUGUGUGUGAGAGAGAGAGUGUGUGUGUGUGUGUGGGAUCCCAGGAUCGGAUCCAAAAAAAAAACAUAAAGUCUGUCAUCUGAAAAGCGGGCUGGGCAGUGCAGAAGCGGGGAUUUUGGAACGGGUUCCGUUUCCCUGCCCCCUCUAUCAGUGUACAACGAAGUAUUGAUAUUUAUAACGAAAUAUAUAUUAUGAAUGCAUAUAUUAAAUAGUUUUAAGACAAUUUUUUUCGUAGCCAAUAAAACUAUAUUGUAUUGUAUAACUUGGAUGUACUAACACAGCAAGCAAAUUCUAUUGAAACAUAUCCCCCGUGUGUUAAAAAAAAUGAAAAACAGAAGAUUCACCCAAUCCCUAAAAAACAAAACACAAAAAACAAAAUUAUAAAAUCGCAAAGGUUGAUAGAUCGUAGGUGAACGAAAAUGUUAUUGCUAUCGCAAACGAAAAUUCCUCCCGACGAUUGUGUACUGUAUUACAACAAGAUUUUAAGUUUUUUAUUAACAAAUAAACAACGGCAAAAUUGAAGAAACAUGUAA
Drosophila sechellia is the source of this 3233-nucleotide messenger RNA. It is a transcript of the gene disco, whose product is annotated as disconnected. Gene Ontology annotation, cellular component: nucleus. The coding region runs from base 557 to 2269 and encodes 570 amino acids. Lineage: Eukaryota; Metazoa; Arthropoda; Insecta; Diptera; Drosophilidae. The transcript is spliced from 2 exons. Gene Ontology annotation, biological process: regulation of DNA-templated transcription. The record is from RefSeq and is a predicted model, not a curated record.